AUGGCGACCCAAAUUCCCGUGGACCCUGCCCUCAGUUCGACCAAGACUCUCAAACUUGAGAAUACACACAAUCGAGAUGUCUUGAUCGCCAUUGAAAAGAAAUACCAGGAAGAAUGGCAAAAGAGCAAAGUCUUCGAGUCGGAUGCUCCUUCAACGGACGAAAUCCCCUUCAAUUCCAUCCCCGCGGCCGAGAUUCGAGAGAAGCACCCAAAAUACUUUGGUACCUUUGCCUAUCCUUACAUGAACGGCUCUCUACAUGCGGGACAUAGCUUCACGGUUAGCAAGGUUGAGUUUACCGCAGGUUUUGCCCGUCUCACAGGAAAGAGAGUGCUAUUCCCUCUCGGGUUUCACUGUACUGGUAUGCCAAUCAAAGCCUGUGCAGACAAGCUGGUCGACGAUGUCAAGAAGUUCGGUCGGAAUUUCGAGAACUACUCCGAGGAUGAAGAGGAUGAGGCAACCGAGACCAAUGGUAUACCAAUUGCUCCAACUCAGAGUGUCAGUGUCAAGGAUGACAUUACGAAAUUCAAGAGCAAGAAAGGCAAAGCCGCAGCAAAGACCGUAAAGGCGAACUACCAGUUCCAGACAAUGUUGGCAAUGGGUAUACCAAAAGAGGAGAUCCACAAAUUCUCCGACGCAAACUACUGGCUUGAAUACUUUCCUCCCAUCGCACAACAGGAUUUGAUCGAUUUUGGUGCGAGGAUAGACUGGAGGAGACAGUUUGUAACCACCGAUGCAAAUCCAUACUACGAUGCUUUUGUCCGGUGGCAAAUGAAUCGUCUUCACGAAUUGAACAAGAUUCUUUACGGCAAGAGAUAUACCAUUUACAGCCCAAAGGACGGACAGCCGUGUAUGGACCACGACCGAGCCAAGGGUGAAGGUGUCGGACCUACAGAGUACACAGCGAUCAAGUUGAGAGUCAAGGAGUGGUCCGAGCAAGUAGCAAAGGCAGUCGAUACCAAGAUUCCCAAGGACGCAAACGUCUACUUUGUCCCUGCAUCUCUAAGGCCUGAAACCAUGUACGGCCAAACAUGCUGUUUCGUCGGUCCCAAGAUUACUUAUGGCAUUUUCAAGGUAUCCGAGAAGGAAUACUAUGUUGUCACAAAGCGAGCGGCCUGGAACAUGGCUUUCCAGGGCACAUUCUUCUCGGAGGAUCACUUCCCCCGAGAUCAAAGUGAACUGCAACCUAUUGUCGAAUUACCCGGCUCUGCCCUCGUUGGGACUUUGGUAAUUGCGCCUCUUUCGGUUCACACAGGGGGCGUACGCAUUCUACCCAUGGAGACAGUCUCGGCCACAAAAGGCACCGGUGUUGUUACUUCAGUCCCAUCUGACAGCCCCGAUGACUUUGCUACAGUACGAGAUCUAGCCAAGAAGGCAGAGUUCUAUGGCAUUAAGAAGGAAUGGGCAGACCUUGAGAUCAUCCCCAUUAUUGAUACACCCGCAUAUGGAAACCUGACCGCGAAAUUUCUGGUUGAGUCCAAGAAGAUCCAGUCUCCCAAGGAUGCAACACUCUUGGCAGAAGCAAAAGACCAGGCCUACAAAGAGGGUUUCUAUAACGGAACAAUGUUGGUUGGAGAUUUUAAGGGACAGAAAGUACAAGAGGCCAAAGACAAAGUACGCAAUGCGUUAAUCAAAUCCGGUGAUGCAUUCCCAUUUGCAGACCCUUCGGGAGAAGUCAUCAGUCGAAGCGCAGAUGAAUGUGUGGUUGCUUUUGUCCCACAAUGGUUCUUGAAUUACGGAGAAAAUGACAAGGAGUGGCAGCAAACCAUUUUGGACUACGUCAAGGACAAAGAUGGCCUUUGCACGUACGCCCCGGAGACCGAGAACCAAUUCGUUGCGAACCUAGAAUGGCUCAAUCAAUGGGCUUGUGCUAGAACAUAUGGGUUGGGAUCCAAAUUGCCAUGGGAUCCUCAUUUCUUGGUUGAAAGUUUGAGUGACUCCACUAUCUAUAUGUCCUACUACACAAUCGCGCAUCUUCUGCAUGGAGACAAGUUUGGUAAGACUACAGGCUCGCUCAAUAUCAAACCUGAACAAGUCACCGAUGAAUUCUGGGACUACGUGUUCACUCGUACAAGUGACAUUGAGUCUGUCUCCAAGUCUACGAAAAUCCCCAAGGAAAGUCUCGCGACACUCCGUCGUUCCUUCGAAUACUGGUACCCUCUCGACAUGCGAUCCUCGGGUAAAGAUCUAAUUCCUAAUCAUCUAACAUUCUUCCUCUACAUCCAUUUGGCAUUAUUUCCUCGCGAGUACUGGCCCAAGUCAGUCCGCGCAAAUGGUCAUCUCUUGCUCAAUGGCGAAAAAAUGAGCAAGUCCACUGGCAACUUCCUCACCUUGAGUCAAGCAGUCAAGAAAUUUGGCGCAGACGCAACGAGAAUAGCACUUGCGGAUGCAGGUGACGGGAUGGAAGACGCCAAUUUCGAAGAAAAGGGAGCCAAUGCUGCUAUCAUGCGGAUGUAUACCCUAAAGGAAUGGAUUGAGGAGACUGUGAAGAACGGAGAGCUCCGGACAACGCAAGGAGAUGUCCUCUGGGAUAAAUUAUUUGAGGAUGAGAUGAACCUGUUGGUGCACGAAUCGUACCGGCAUUAUUCUGAAACGGAUUACAAACUGGCUCUCAAAUCCUCACUCUACGACUUCCAAUCGGCACGGGACUUCUACCGUGAAGCAUGCCUUUCCUCCGGAAUCCCAAUGUCUCGACCUUUAAUUCUCCGCUAUGUCGAGCUUCAAUCCCUCCUGAUAGCCACCAUCGCCCCUCACUGGGCUGAGUACAUGUGGCGCGAAGUUCUACACAAGGAGACCUCAAUCCAGAAUGCCAGCUGGCCCGCGGUGCCGCAGUCGGACCCGGCCUUGACUGCGGAGCGGGAAUACGUCAAAUCAACGACUAGCAACAUCACCAGCUCAGAGGCGCAGGCGGCGAAGAGGAUGGCCAAGGGGAAGGCAGCUACCUUCGACCCUCGAAAACCUAAACGCAUCACGAUCUUCGCUGCAAGCGCAUUCCCAGCCUGGCAAGAGAAGUACGUGGACCUCGUGCGCGACAUGCUCGCAAAGGCGACGCUUGAUGAUGAUAAGGCAGUCAACGGCGCAGUGGCCAAGCUGGGCAAGGGCCCGGAGAUGAAGAAGGCAAUGCCGUUCGUCCAGGCCCUAAAGAGGCGCAUCAUCGGCGGCGACGAGAAGCCCGAGGUUGUCUUCGAGCGCAAGUUGCUCUUCAACGAGGUCGACGUCCUCGACGAGAUGAAAAAGGGUCUCAUGAAAACCACCGGUUGCAGAGACGUUGUCAUCCACCAAGUCACUGAGGAGAACAAGUCGUCCCUCCCACCGAACGCUGAGUCCGCCGUUCCCGGACACCCGAGUUUCUUGUUUGAGAACAUCGAUGGCUAA
Molecule: messenger RNA, 3372 nt
Organism: Exophiala aquamarina CBS 119918
Lineage: Eukaryota; Fungi; Ascomycota; Eurotiomycetes; Chaetothyriales; Herpotrichiellaceae
Product: leucyl-tRNA synthetase
Exons: 3
Coding region: 1-3372 (1123 amino acids)
Biological process (GO): leucyl-tRNA aminoacylation
Molecular function (GO): ATP binding; leucine-tRNA ligase activity; aminoacyl-tRNA deacylase activity
Source: RefSeq, a predicted model, not a curated record